Messenger RNA from Exophiala aquamarina CBS 119918, 1704 nucleotides. RefSeq lists its product as uncharacterized. The record is from RefSeq and is a predicted model, not a curated record. The transcript is spliced from 2 exons. NCBI's taxonomy places the organism in Eukaryota, Fungi, Ascomycota, Eurotiomycetes, Chaetothyriales, Herpotrichiellaceae. The coding region runs from base 1 to 1704 and encodes 567 amino acids.
AUGGAGCCGCAAAGCCUGGAGAGGGCCUCGCAAUAUCUGAAUAAUCUCCUGCUUGCUCGAGGUCUGCUUUCCAAUGGCAAGCCCAUCGAUUUUGCCUGCCCCGAGCGGGAUCGCCAACCCACUAGUAUCACCAUGUCCCGCGUUAUCAACCUGGUCCACGAUCUGAUUCUACGACGCGACCAAGACGCCGAACAACGAGAUUUCUUGACCACGAGCAUAAAAACUGCCCGCGCCCAAGAAAAUGAACGCGUUCUUGACCUACAGCGUCUACAAGACAAAAAUGCAGAUCUGGGCCGACAAGCUGCAACAGCGGAAGCACAGCAACGAACGCUGAAGGAGGUCGCUCGCAAGGCGGAAAUUCAAGCCAAAGAGUUGAAAGAGCAGAUGCUGAAAAUGAAAUCCACACUUGAUCAAGUACGGGCAAAGUGCCUGGGCGAUGUGCGAAAACGCGAUGUCGAGCUUGAGAAGCUCAAAACCCACCUGGCCAGCAUGCAACGAGGAAAGAAGGAGGCAUCCGGCAUGAAGAUCAACACAAUCAAUUUCCAACCAGAAAGCAAGGGCAGAGAAAUAAGAAACGGCCGAGAUGUAAACAGCGCGGAUUGGGGAUUGGAGAAGGAAACAAACGACUUUCUUGCUGCUCUGUUGAAUGAAACCAGCGCCGAGAACGUGUCUUUGAGGAGGAUCAUCCUUGAAACGAUGGAUAUGUUGAAACAACUCACGGAUCUGGAGCAAGCUUGUGAAAAUGCCGAUGAGGAGGAAGAAGACGGUAUCGGUAUACCUGGACAAUAUCGAAAAUCAAGACUUAAAGCAGCCGAAGCAAACGACUUUUCCCUGAUCCCAGUUGACGAUCUUGCCGAGCAAAUGGGUCUCAUCCUUCAACAUUGUCAAUCAAUCCUCAAAGAUCCAUCCUUCGUUCCUCUCGAAGAAGUACAGGUACGCGAUGAGGAGAUCGUCAAACUCAGAGCUGGUUGGGAGAAAAUGGCCAGCCGGUGGAAGGAGGCUGUUACUAUGAUGGACAACUGGCGCCGACAAAAGGUUGAGCACGGAGAUGGUAUGUCUGGACAGGACUUAUCAAAUCUGGAGUUUGGCAGAAGCAUUGCCACACUUCCAAAUGGUCAGCCAGUAUUCCCCACGGAUGAUGAGUUGUCCCAAAUACUGUACGACAAUAAUCACCUCGAAAUGGUUGAAGAGGUGACCGAGAUGAGCGAGCAUCAAGCUUUGACAGAGGAAAGAGAAGAAUCAGAUCUUGAGAUCCCUCCUGAAGCAGCCUCCAAAAGACGCGGUUCAAUCUCUCGUCGGGCGGGCAUCGGCGGGAAAGCGAUUCGGCCCCUCCAGCCGGUCGAUAUCAAUACAAACCAGUCACCGCAUAGGAUGCAAAUGGAUGAGAUGUCCUCGAGAACCAGUGCAGAUUCGGGCAUUGGCAGCCUUGAUGUGGUAUUUUAUAACGAAAACGAGAGUUCGAGGCCCAAGUCUCAGUCUCGCAUCCCGCGGCAGGCUAAGAGGCGGGAGGAGCCUGUACUGACCAUGUCAGAAAAACUAGCUGCUGUCGAAGCUGAAGCUGUAGAGGUGCAGAAGCCAGGGGAAGAGGGCCCCAGGUCAAGAAAGCGCAAGCUUGAUCAACCGCAACGACCAAGAAGAAAAGGUGCCCGGAGAAGAAGCACUCUCAGUCCAGAGGAACUGGCAGAGUUGAUGGGCAUCGUUUAA